Molecule: messenger RNA, 4786 nt
Organism: Dicentrarchus labrax (European seabass)
Lineage: Eukaryota; Metazoa; Chordata; Actinopteri; Moronidae
Gene: lrfn1
Product: leucine rich repeat and fibronectin type III domain containing 1
Exons: 5
Coding region: 1501-3777 (758 amino acids)
Molecular function (GO): protein binding
Source: RefSeq, a predicted model, not a curated record
AGCCCACCAUCAUGUUGCAAACAUUUUCCUUCUCCUCCUCAACCACAGGGAAAGAAACUCUCAGUUCGUCGUAAACAGACUGCUUUUAAAACUGCAGCCCAAAUGACAUCACGUCGCUGCAGUGCUGCACUGUCCAUGAAAGGUGUCAGUCGUUUUCUCUGAUACCAAGAAUUUGUCCACCGACCACUUGGCUCUGCUCUGCUCCAGACAUCAUGGCGUGACAACAUGUAUUCAUUUAUAUCGGGCUCUUAUUACGCAGGUGGACGCCUGCAUGAGGAGUAGAGGCGCAUUUCCAAAGGCUGGUCUGUUCUCUCUAGGACACAGCAAGAUUUCCUGCAACAUCCCGCCCGGAGAAAUCGACCGCAUUGCUUUUGUUGAGGAAGCGGACAGACCAAGUGAUCUAUGAAAACUAAUUGCUCGCAUGGGUACGCAUAGUAUUAGAGGAGAAAGGGGGGGAAAACCACGGCAUUAGUGCAUGGGUGGGAUUCCUUCAUUGCGCUUCAGACAGAGGAAGUUGUGACAACAAAUGGCUACAGUCAUGGCAAACAACUGCUUGUGACACAGGCGUGAUAACUGCGCUUUCGUGCUGUAAUUACUGGCAAACCGGUGUCGACGGAGAGUUUUCGACCUUCGUGAUUUUUUGACGGACUUGAAGCCUGAAUUUGACGCCAACCAUCAUCCGCCAGAGGCUUUUUUUUUUUUUUUUUUUUACCCUAUCGCUUCGAAAAGAGCCCCGGACUGCAGUUUUUCUGUCCUGACACCAUCUGUACCGCAAUUCAUAACAAGCGUGAGGUUUAUUAGGGAAUUUAAUCCACCGUAUUCCUUCGUUACAAACCCGUACGCGGGGAGGGGGGUACUUGAGACGACCACGUACUGACGCUUUAACCCCUUUUGAACACGGGCUCGGACGCAAGCCUCGGACUCUCCUGAGCUUUUUUGGAUUUUGGGGGAUUUCGGCUUUACAUUUUCUGCCUUUACGCCUCAAUCGGAUCGCACUGGGAUUUAAGGUGGGGUUUCAUCCCGACGCAGGUAACUGGAAGAUAUCCAACUGUCUCUUGUUGAUGACACUUCGGCGGCAGAUCGUCGCUCAUCACGUCCGUUGGAUCUUUUUUCAUUUUAUUUAAUUUUUUUAUAGCACAAACCUUCAGCCAGCCCGACGAGAAGGUUUUACGCGUGAAAUUUGGAAUAAAUGAACUCCCGUCGCCAGCUGAGAUUCGUUGUGAAUUUAUCCAGUGACACAAGUGUAUGGACGGCGGAGAUCAUGUGCAGUAGGAACAACCUUUCGGCAUCUGCUUUAUUAGUCCCACUUCUGACUGCUUUGAAGUGAACCCUGUGAGGAGGAUCCAGAACGACACAAUAUUCUGGUGGUAUUUUCCUGUGUUGCCAGUGGGAGUCGCCUGCCUCAGCUUUGACUCUCUGGCUGCCAGCUGAUCGAGAUGCUGAUGUGAAACCUGCGAUGGAGACCAGGGCUUGAUAUCUGGACCUGGAAACCGAUCAACAAUGGAGCGGCUGGUUGUGUGUGUGCUGCUGUGUGCAGCUCUGGUGAAGGGAUACAGCUGCCCCGGCCGCUGCAUCUGCCAGCACCUCUCCCCAACUCUGACUCUGCUCUGUGCUAAGACUGGUCUGUUGUUCGUACCGCCGACAAUCGACCGAAAGACCGUUGAGCUGCGACUCACCGACAACUUCAUCACGAUCAUCCGCAGGAAAGACUUUUUCAACAUGACUAGUUUGGUCCACCUCACCUUGUCCCGUAACACCAUCAGCCAGAUCACCCCCCACGCCUUUGUUGGCCUGCGAUCCCUGCGGGCGCUCCACAUGGAUGGAAACCGACUCAGUGUGAUAAAGACCGACCACUUUAAAGGCCUCAUCAAUCUGCGGCACCUCAUCCUCGGAAACAACCAGAUCCACCAGGUGGCUGCCACCGCCUUUGAUGAGUUUGUUUCCACGAUAGAGGAUUUGGAUCUGUCCAAUAACAACCUGCGCACCCUUCCCUGGGAAGCCAUAGCCAGAAUGACCAACAUUAACACGCUCACGCUGGACCACAAUCUCAUUGACCACAUUGGAGCAGGGACUUUUACGCUGCUCACCAAGCUGGUCCGCCUGGACAUGACCUCUAACAGGCUGCAGAAGCUGCCACCAGACAGCCUGUUCCAGCACGCACAGGUACUGUCUGACGCCAAGGGCUCCAGCUCCUCCACCCUGGCUGUGAGCUUUGGUGGAAACCCCCUUCACUGUAACUGUGAGCUCCUGUGGCUCCGCAGACUGACAAGGGAGGAUGAUCUGGAGACCUGUGCCUCACCAGAGCACCUCAUGGACAAGUAUUUCUGGUCCAUCCAAGAAGAGGAGUUUAUCUGUGAGCCUCCGCUGAUCACUAAACAUCUUUCCACUAAGCCCUUUGUGAUGGAAGGGCAGGGUGUGACUCUUAAAUGCAAAGCCGUGGGUGAUCCAGACCCAGAUAUUCACUGGCGGUCACCAGACGGCAAGCUGGUGCAUAAUAACUCCCGCACCAUCCUGUAUGAUAAUGGCACCCUUGAUAUUCUCAUCACCACCCUGAAGGACAGCGGGGCAUUUAAUUGUGUGGCGUCCAAUGCUGCAGGCAUCGCCACAGCUGCUGUUGAGAUCAACAUGAUCCCCUUACCCUUGUUUGUUAACAACACAGGCCACAUGCGUGAGGACCCCGGCCUCUCAGACAUCACCACCUCCUCCAAAUCUGGCAACGACACCAAGGGCUACGACAAGCAGGACAGGAGGGUGAUGGUCAAUGAGCUGACCUCAUCCUCCGCUGUGAUCCGUUGGCCAUCUGAACGCCAUAUCCCCGGCAUUAGAAUGUACCAGAUUCAGUACAACAGUACGGCAGAUGAUACUUUGGUGUACAGAAUGAUCCCAUCUACCAGCAAGAACUUCUUAAUCAAUGAUCUGGCCGCGGGGCGAGAGUAUGACCUUUGUGUGCUGGCGGUUUACGACGACGGCAUCACAUCAUUAACAGCCACACGUGUGGUUGGCUGUGUGCAGUUCCACACGGCCAGUGAGGUCAGCCAGUGCCGCUUCAUGCACAGCCAGUUCCUGGGAGGCACCAUGAUCAUCAUUAUUGGUGGUAUAAUUGUUGCUUCAGUGCUGGUUUUCAUUAUCAUCCUGAUGAUCCGUUACAAGGCCUACAGCAGCCCAGAGGACAGCAAGACCAAGGUCAGCUCCAGCAUGCACUCCCAGACCAAUGGCAGCCAGCAGCGGCUCCAGCGCUCUGCCUCUAAGCAGCCCUCUGAUGAAGGCCAGCGUGAAGCCCAGGCGCCCAAAGUGUGCAUGGCACUUGUGCUGAGGGUGGACAAUGAGAAGAGAGAGGAUCCAGCAGCCACCACUGCCAUCCUGGAGGUGGAGCUGCCACCCCUGACUGCAGACAAGCUGAAGAGAAGAACCAGCCUGGAUGCACAGUGCUCUGGCCCCCCAUCUGAGGACACACAGACGGACAGUAGCCUGACAGGCUCCACCAUGUCCCUGUGUCUCAUAGGCCCCAACGCUGGCACCAAGGAGGCUCCCAGGCUCAAGGACAAAAAAAGUACCCUGGCCAACAUGGGAUUGCUCCCUAAUGAGCUGGCACGAACUAGGCACAGAUUCUCUUUCGAUGGAGGGGAUUACUCCAUUUUUCAGAGUCAUAGUUACCCACGCAGAGCGAGGACGAGGUGGCACAAGUCCACCAACCAGCUCAACAUGGAGUCGUCGCCGCUCGCCAACAGGAGAGUUACGUUCAGCAGCACUGAGUGGAUGCUUGAGAGCACAGUCUGAGGAAAAGCAGCGUAGCCGGGAAAGAAACGGCUCAGCCCCACACACAAACAUACACGUGUAAAAACACAAAUACGUCUACAUGCCAUAUAACACACACUUUUCUCUUGCGCACAGCAAAUGAUAAACACAAGCACAUUUACUUACACAUGCAAACUUUCUGUGAGUUGCUGGAGAAGAACACAGUCUCCCUCCAUCCUGCCUCCCCAUCAUACUCCCAGAGAGGUUUGUUGGCCAUGUCCUUUCUUUAUGCAGCAGUGCCUUAUUCUGAAAAAAAAAUGUACGAAUGGAGGAUGCUGCUCACUGUAGUCAUAAACCUUCCUCUCUAUCAUUGCCUCCCACCCUGAUAAUGGGAAGCAUUUCGUUGGAUUUUUUUUUUUUUCUCCUUUUUCUGUGACAUGCCAAGGGAGCGUGGCGUUUGGAUGUGACUGUUUAAUUGUUUAAAAAAGAAAACGUAAUCAUAACUGUAAAGUGAACAGCCAGGUAUCCUGUUAUGUCAAUCAUGUUUUGGGUUCUUUCAAAAAAAAAAAAACUUUUGCACAGAAGACACGAGAUACAAGGACAAGUAUCACCACCAGUCUAUACAAUAAUAAUAAUAAUUAAAAAAAAAGAACAGGAUUUUACACAUGCCGAUUUCUAAUGUUAGCAUAGAGAGGAUGGACCUGGAAACCACCCGUGGAUUCCUCUUUGAUGGUCGGACUGUAUGAUGUUAAAUAGGUAUUGUUCCAGAUGUGACUGUAUAUUAAUCGGUACUGUAUCUGGCUGGUCUAGAUAAAAAGACAACCAACAAAAAAGACAUAUAUAAGUAUAUUAAAACAUUGGUGUAUGUGUACUAACUAUGUAAGUAAGUAAGUCAUAUGUCACAUGACUUUUUACAAAGCAUUUGGGUGUUGGCUGCAAGUUUUUACAUUAAAAACCUGUGUCAUCACGCCUCUCCCUAUUUAGUAUGUCAAAGUUUGGACCAUUUAUCCCCUCACGAAGGGUAUUAAAUUUUUUGUGUGGGUUAACUGUA